This is a messenger RNA of Chelonia mydas (Green sea turtle), 817 nucleotides long. RefSeq lists its product as uncharacterized. The transcript is spliced from 3 exons. Lineage: Eukaryota; Metazoa; Chordata; Testudines; Cheloniidae. The coding region runs from base 1 to 723 and encodes 240 amino acids. The record is from RefSeq and is a predicted model, not a curated record.
AUGGGGCGGGCCCUUCGCCGCCUAUUGGCCCGCUUGGUCGCAGGAGCCGACACACAGCUGUUGCGAACAGCUGGGGGGCCGAUUCUCUCCUCUGGGGUCCAGCCGCCCGGGCUGCAGGGAAGGACCCGAGAGAAGCGCUGCACGCUCGGGUUUCCGCUUCAGGACAGGAGCAGCCCGAGCAAGAGAGGCGGAUUCUCCCGGCCUGCUGUGAGCGGGGAGGGCGCUGAGGCUGAUCUGUGGCAGGGCUCGUGGAAGUCGCUCGCCCACACCCUGGGGCGAGGUUUCUGCUUCAGCUGCCGCUGCCCUGCGGUCUCGCCGCUCCCCCUCCUGUCUCCCCCGGCGGUGGGAGCAUGGACGCUGGUAGAGCUGCUCCCUCGGCCCUUCUCUUCGCUCGCCCCCCCUCCCCCUUUCCUUGUGCAGUCACCACUGGAGAGAAAGAAGAGACCGACAGCGCGGAGGGGCCGGCCUGGGGGCUCAGAGCCCCAGGGGUAUCUAGCACAGUCCCAGAACUCCUCCGUGGGCCAUACAGACUACUCUGUGAAAGGUAGAGACUUGGAAAUGAACUGGCCAGAGGGCCAACUCACAAGGAAGAAGCAGGCCUCCACAGAGGUGGAGCAGCCCCUAGCGGGAGACCCCAGUGGAAGGAGAGCUGCUACACCAUGCCCAACCAUGAGGAGGCGCCAGAUCAGAGACUCUGUCUCCAGGUCGAAUGAUAAAGGCUGAACAAUGUUUGUAUCUUCUUGACCUUCAGAAGUUGAAUAGCCUUCCUCAUUCAGCUCAGCUAUAUUUUGAUGGGCAAUUGCUGGAAAAAGUCUCC